Molecule: messenger RNA, 1244 nt
Organism: Epinephelus lanceolatus (giant grouper)
Lineage: Eukaryota; Metazoa; Chordata; Actinopteri; Perciformes; Serranidae
Source: RefSeq, a predicted model, not a curated record
UAUUACACAGACACAGAACGGAGAUACAGCAGAAAAUGGCAGAAGUAGCUCCAGCUGCAGCUGUCGCACCGCCCAAAGUGACCAAGAAGAAGGGUACCACACCGAGGAAGACCGGUCCCAGCGUCAGUGAGCUCAUCCUGAAUAUUGUGGCCGCAUCCAAGGAGCGAAACGGCGUGUCUGCGGCCGCCCUCAAGAAGGCUCUGGCUGUAGGAGGCUACGAUGUGGACAAGAACAAGUCCCGCGUCAGGACCGCCAUCAAGGCACUGGUGGCUAAGGGCUCUCUGGUCCAGACCAAAGGGACCGGGGCCUCCGGCUCCUUAAAGAUGAGCAAGAAGGCUGCCGAACCUAAGAAGGUCAAGAAGCCGGCCAAGAAAGCCGCUCUUAAAGCCAAGAAGCCCGUAGCGGCCACAAAGACCAAGACAGCGGCAGCUAAGAAGCCAGUAGCCGCUAAGAAGUCUCCCAAGAAGGCCAAGAAACUCACAGCAGCCAAGAAAGCAGCCAAGAGCCCCAAGAAGGGAUCCAAAAAGACUAUUGACAAAGUUGCCAAAAAGACCACUGCAGCCAAGAAAGCACCUGUAGCCAAGAAACCUGCAGCUAAGAAAUCUCCUGCAAAGAAAGCUGUCAAGCCAAAAGCAAAGAAAGCAGCAGCUAAGAAGAAGUAAAUUGUCAUCAAUUAUUCCAACAAACAACAAAGGCUCUUUUAAGAGCCACCCACACCAUCCUUAAAGAGCAUGUCCUUUCUUCUUUAUAUUGAGUGCAGGUGUAUUAACAUCUUAAAUAUUUGGUGCAAGUGGAAAGAAAAGGGAAACACAGAAUCGUUUAUAACAGGCUAUUAUUUAUUUGUAACUUACAAGAGAAGCAGCCGUGUUUCUCCUAACCUUAGAAUUACCAAGUCAUUAAAGUCAGAUGUCUAUUAAAGAUUUUUUUCUUUAACCAUAACAUGUAUGAAUGGACUUUGUUGUAGCUGUAUGAUGCUGUAGAGCUGAAUCACAACUGUCCUCACUUAAACAAAUUUCGUGAUGAAUGUCAUAGUAAAUAAGCACAAGAAUAGGCAUAUAAAUAAAUAAACAAAUCAACAGCAAAGAUUAGUGAACGUGAUCACUCAUUUUAUUGAAAACAAAAAGUGAUCAAUCAGUCAUAAAAGAAGAAAAAAGCAAUCAUAAUCAAUGGUGUAAUUGUGACUCAUAGUUUCAAACAACAUAACACAGUAAACAUGAUCUUAAUUUAUUGAAAUAAUCGUGAUG